Molecule: messenger RNA, 1710 nt
Organism: Eubalaena glacialis (North Atlantic right whale)
Lineage: Eukaryota; Metazoa; Chordata; Mammalia; Artiodactyla; Balaenidae
Gene: ACOD1
Product: aconitate decarboxylase 1
Exons: 6
Coding region: 1-1710 (569 amino acids)
Molecular function (GO): lyase activity
Source: RefSeq, a predicted model, not a curated record
AUGGCAAGGUUUCCCUGGCUUGACAGCCUAGGGAUUGAAAAUAUAGGACAAGUCGACAAGUCGGUGGCCAGGUUGAAGGACUUUCAGCUGGGAACUGCCCUGCGGCUGGAGUUUGCCCAGUUCACGGCACCGCCCCACACCAACACCUCCACGCCCCAGCCCACGCUGCUACCUCUGCCUUUAACCUCCAUCUUCAUUCUCAGCACUUUCGCCUGGCUGACCCCCAGAAGUUUUCAUAACCAGCUCAGGUAUCUACUCCUCCAGCAAGUCUCCACCAACAGAAAGAGCAGGCAGUGGUUCUCGAGUUCUGUCACAGAGAGCUUGGCCAAACUGAUCCACGGCUUGAAAGUGGGACACCUGACAGAUCGUGUUAUCCAGAGGAGCAAGAGGAUGAUUCUGGAUACUCUGGGUGUUGGGUUCCUGGGAACCAGUACAGAAGUGUUUCACAAAGCCAGGGAAUACAGUAAAAUCUAUAGUUCCAAUGUAUCCAGCACUGUUUGGGGCCAGCCAGACUUCAGGCUCCCACCAACAUAUGCUGCUUUCGUUAACGGUGUGGCUAUUCACUCAAUGGAUUUUGAUGACACGUGGUACCCUGCCACCCACCCUUCUGGAGCUGUCCUUCCUGUCCUCAUGGCUUUAUCGGAAGCUCUGCCUCCAAGUCCAAAGUGUUCUGGCCUUGACCUGCUGCUGGCUUUCAACGUUGGUAUUGAAGUGCAAGGCCGAUUAAUGCAUUUCUCCAAGGAAGCCAAGGACAUACCAAAGAGAUUCCAUCCCCCCUCAGUGGUGGGAACUUUGGGUAGUGCUGCUGCGGCAUCUAAGUUUUUGGGGCUCAGCAUGACAGAGUGCCAAGAGGCCCUGGCUAUUGCUGUUUCUCAUGCUGGGGCACCCAUGGCGAAUGCCGCCACUCAGACCAAGCCUCUUCACAUCGGCAAUGCUGCCAGGCAUGGGCUAGAAGCUGCUUUUCUGGCAAUGCUGGGUCUCCAGGGAAACAAACAGGUCUUGGAUAUGGAGUCAGGGUUUGGGGCCUUCUAUGCCAACUAUGCCCCCAAAAUCCUUCCAGACGUAGAUUCACACACUUGGCUGCUGGACCAGCAGGAUGUGGCCUUCAAGCUUUUCCCUGCCCAUUUGGCCACGCACUGGGUGGCAGACGCAGCUGCAUCUGUGAGAAAACAGCUUGUAAGAGACAGAGCCCUGCUUCCCACUGACCACACGGAGAGAAUUGUGCUUAGAAUUCCAGAUGUCCAGUAUGUGAACAGGCCCUUCCCAAACUCAGAGCAUGAGGCCCGCCACUCCUUCCAGUAUGUGGCCUGCGCCAUGCUGCUGGAUGGUGCCAUCACUGUCCCAUCAUUCCACAAACACCAGGUCAACAGGCCAUGGGUAAGACAGUUGCUUGGUAAGGUAGAGCUGGAGCACCCUCGGGACAACCUACCAAAUUUCAACACACUCUACUGCGAGAUAAGUGUUGCCCUCAAGGAUGGAGCCAUCUUCACAGAGCGCUCUGAUACCUUCUACGGUCACUGGAGGAAGCCUCUGAGCCAGAAAGACCUACAGGAAAAGUUCAGAGCCAAUGCCUGCAGGAUGCUGUCCUGCCACUCUGUAGAAAGGCUUAUAGAGAUAGUAGAAAACCUAGAAGACCUGGAAGACUGCUCUGUGUUAACCACACUUCUGAAAGAACCCUCUCCACCAGAGAUUGUUACAAAAUCUCUCUAG